Scatophagus argus is the source of this 2282-nucleotide messenger RNA. It is a transcript of the gene eevs, whose product is annotated as 2-epi-5-epi-valiolone synthase. Bases 570 to 1901 code for a protein of 443 amino acids. The record is from RefSeq and is a predicted model, not a curated record. The transcript has 5 exons. Lineage: Eukaryota; Metazoa; Chordata; Actinopteri; Scatophagidae. Gene Ontology annotation, biological process: antibiotic biosynthetic process. Gene Ontology annotation, molecular function: 3-dehydroquinate synthase activity.
UGAUUAUAUGUCUGGCUCAUCUUAUAUGAAUUUGUAUAUAAAAUUCAACUGAAAGCUAUGCUGUAUGCUGGCAGCAGGAACUGGUGCAGCAGCUGUGUCUAGCUAGAAACUGUGUAGUUUAAAGUGAUUUUCAAUCCCCUUGUGAUUAUCAGUAUAGCUGUGCUCUUUUAUGUCCUUUAUUGGUCAAGAAAAUUCAUGGAAAUUCAUCAUGAAGGGAUUUCUAAAAUAGUGUAGUCAUGUGUGGCUCAGUAGGUCUUUAUCAUUUCUCCAAAUGCAAAAUAAAUACUUUUUUCUUACUAUGAGUACAUUUGUCUUCAACAUGGGACUAACACAUGUUACAGAUAAGUAAUAGCCACGCAGGUGUUACCUCACAGUUACACAAAAAUGGUAGAAGAGAAUGACACAUGUAAAGACAUGUGAAGCACAGUGAGAGAAAAUGCUCCUCCCUAGUCUCUGUGGCAUCCUUCAAAUACUAUUCUGUAUUAUGAGCUCAGAGACUAUAGGCGUCUCAUUAUUCAACCCGUAAGUAUCUCAGUUCACUCCUCAGACUCAAAGCUAACACUGCAAGAAUGGGAAAGGUUCAUCUGGAAGACAACGACAGCACAGAACAAAAAACUGAGUAUAGCUUAGUCCGCAUCAAAGGUACCUGGAAGCACAAAGUGGGAAAGAAGGUGAAUAAGGACCCAGGUGACUGUGUCUCUGCUGCAAAAAUCUAUGAGAGCAUCACAGAAAAGUGCACCACUUGGAUGGUAGUCAGCCCCAUCGUCUUUACUUACAAAGUAAUUGAGACUCAGAACUUGCUAGACCCGAACAACAACACACUCCUGCUGGGCCACAUCACAGACCAGCAGCAACUGGAGGACAUUGAAAAGUCAAACAAGCCAAUCAGGCGCUUUGUGGUUGUUGAUCAAGAAGUUUACAAAAUCUACGGUCCCAAGCUAACUGAAUAUCUAGAGGCCAACAAUGUCCUGUACAAGAUCUUGUCUCUACCAACCACAGAGGAGAACAAAUCCAUGGAAAUGGUCUUGAACAUCCUUGAAGAGGUCAACAAAUUCUCUCUUGACCGCCGCACAGAGCCCAUCAUCGCCAUUGGUGGAGGGGUAUGCCUGGACAUAGUUGGCCUGGCUGCCUCUCUCUACAGAAGACGCACCCCUUACAUUAGGGUCCCAACCACACUGCUCUCCUACGUCGAUGCCAGCGUCGGGGCAAAGACAGGUGUUAACUUUGCAAACUGCAAGAACAAACUGGGCACCUACAUUCCACCUGCUGCUGCCUUCCUCGACCUGUCCUUCAUAAAAAGUGUUCCUCGACGACACAUUUCUAACGGGCUGGCAGAGAUGUUAAAGAUGGCCUUGAUGAAACAUAAAGGCCUCUUUGAUCUUCUUGAGAAACAUGGCUGUAUGUUGUUGGACACUAAAUUACAGACAGCACCACAAGCAACUCGCAUAGCCAUCGUGACCAUGCUGGAGGAGCUCGCCCCAAACCUUUGGGAGGAUGACUUAAACAGACUUGUGGACUUUGGCCACCUUAUCAGUCCGGCUUUAGAGAUGAAAGUUCUCCCUUCCCUGCUGCAUGGUGAGGCAGUGAACAUUGAUAUGUCUUACAUGGUUUAUGUGUCCAAAGAGAGUGGUCUGUUGUCAGAAGAAGAAAAGCAAAGGAUCAUCAGCUGCAUGAUGGGCCUGGAGCUGCCUGUCUGGCAUGAGGCGUGUACCAUGGAGCUCAUCCAGCAGUCUCUGCAGGACAGGCUGAAGCAUUCUGGAGGACUGGUCAGAAUGCCUCUACCUGUUGGUCUUGGGCAAGCAGAAAUUUUUAAUAACACAUCUUGUGAGAUCCUGCACAGAGCUUACGAAAAAUGGUGUGAUGAGCUGAGUGCCCCCACUGACAGCAGCUGUGACUCUUAACCUGCCAAUACUGCAACUGUAGUAGUUCAGUCUGUUUUUUAAGUUAAUACUUUUAUAUUUUUAGGGGAAUGUAUGUACUCAAGACUUUCAAGGUUCACGUUAUCUACUGUAGUUUUCACAAUGCAGCAACAAAGGACAAAUAAGGGGUAACAGUAUAAGCACUUCCGUAGAGUGACAGUACCAGAGUUGUAGAGUUGUAAAACAGAAUAAAUUAGCAAAUAUAUGUGUUUUUUUCAAGUUUUUGGUUUUGAUUAUCAGGCAUGUAAAGCUUCAGCUAGCAAGUGAUUCAACAAGCGGCCUGCUAACCAUUCUGUUGUCAUGUCUGUAAAACGUUCUCAUAAGUGUAAAGCCUCAUUAAAGAUUUUACUGUUUGCAAGUGUG